AUGAAACUUAUUCUCCUCAUGCUCUCCCUUCUCCUGGCGCCGGUCGCCGUAACUGCCUGCGAAGGCGACUGCAUCGUCGACAUCACCAACGAGUACCUCAGCCGCUACCAAAACGUCUUGCUUACGACCUUUCAGAACUUGGAAAGCCGCAGAGAGAACCCCAUCGUGUACUUCGCCCCCGUCUUGACAGCCUACAACCUUACUGCCUACAACAGUCUAGAGAAAGCCAUAUUCCCGGGUUACUUCCAUGGAAAGUGUCAAGAUGCAAACGGCGUGAACCCACCCGGAUGCCCAAAUCCCGACUGUCCCAAAGUUUGCGGCACGCCCGGCUCCAUGGUCCACUUUUACCCUACUCUCAUCAAGAUCGUAUUUGACGAGACAACCAGCCUGCUCGCCAACCUCACGGCACCGGGGAGCAAACCGUACAACCAUAUACAACAAACAAUUAUGGCGGACGUCGAUAAGGGGCAGAAGAAACGUAUGGAGAACCUAUCGCGCAUCAUGCCGUUACGCAGUCGCGCAGCGAUACAGGGGAAGAGUACUCACAGCAUUCAGCAAGGCCUGAAGAAGAUCAUGAAAGAGCUGCGGCCGACCAUGUUGGAAACAUGCGGGGGUUCAAACUUGUCGUUUUGCAGUUGGGAGCAACCCAUGAAGGAAUUCAUUUUGCAGUACCCUUGACCCCGAUUUUUCGCUCGCAG
This is a messenger RNA of Suillus subaureus, 698 nucleotides long. RefSeq lists its product as uncharacterized. Lineage: Eukaryota; Fungi; Basidiomycota; Agaricomycetes; Boletales; Suillaceae. The coding region runs from base 1 to 678 and encodes 225 amino acids. The record is from RefSeq and is a predicted model, not a curated record. The transcript has 2 exons.